Poeciliopsis prolifica (blackstripe livebearer) is the source of this 9528-nucleotide messenger RNA. It is a transcript of the gene celf6, whose product is annotated as CUGBP Elav-like family member 6. Gene Ontology annotation, biological process: regulation of alternative mRNA splicing, via spliceosome; mRNA splice site recognition. Gene Ontology annotation, molecular function: mRNA binding. The transcript is spliced from 13 exons. The record is from RefSeq and is a predicted model, not a curated record. NCBI's taxonomy places the organism in Eukaryota, Metazoa, Chordata, Actinopteri, Cyprinodontiformes, Poeciliidae. The coding region runs from base 65 to 1579 and encodes 504 amino acids. Gene Ontology annotation, cellular component: nucleus; cytoplasm; ribonucleoprotein complex.
GAGAGAGAGAGAGAGAGAGAGAGAGAGAGAGAGAGAGAGUAGCCCGCCGGCCCAUUGAGGAAAGAUGGCUACAGUCACUGCAAACGGAGUGCAGCAGGAGAAUGGAUUCAGCACCACGAACAGCGCCGGCAGGAUGAACGGGCUUACCAUCGGCCAGAACACCAUUCCAAUGAAGGACCACGACGCCAUCAAGCUUUUCAUCGGGCAGAUUCCCAGAAACCUGGAGGAAAAAGACCUGAAACCCCUGUUUGAGGAAUUCGGAAAGAUAUAUGAACUCACUGUACUGAAAGACAGGUUUACGGGAAUGCAUAAAGGAUGUGCCUUUCUAACAUACUGUGCCAGAGAGUCAGCACUGAAGGCCCAAAGCGCCCUCCAUGAACAGAAGACGCUGCCAGGGAUGAACCGACCCAUUCAGGUGAAGCCAGCCGACAGCGAAGGACGGGGAGAAGACAGGAAGCUGUUUGUAGGAAUGCUCGGCAAGCAACAGAGUGAGGACGAUGUCCGGCGGCUGUUUGAGACCUUCGGCCAGAUUGAGGAGUGCACCGUCCUUCGAGGGCCUGAUGGGGCCAGUAAGGGCUGUGCCUUUGUCAAGUUCUCGAGCCACGCAGAAGCGCAAGCCGCCAUCAACAGUUUGCAUGGUGGACAAACUAUGCCUGGUGCCUCGUCCAGCCUGGUGGUCAAAUUUGCAGACACUGAUAAGGAGAGGACCCUGCGCAGAAUGCACCAGAUGGCGGGCCAGCUCGGCAUCUUCAGUCCCAUGACCAUCCAGUUUGGGGCCUAUGGCGCCUACUCUCAUGCUGUAAGUCUCAGCCCAGCGGGAGAGGAGACGCAGAUGAUGCAACAGCAAGCAGCCCUGAUGGCAGCAACACAAGGGUCCUACCUGAACCCCAUGGCAGCCAUUGCUGCCGCGCAAAUGCAGCAAAUGGCAGCUUUCAAUGUCAAUGGCCUGGUGGCUACUCCUAUGACACCAUCCUCAGGCACCAGCACACCCCCAGGCAUUUCUGCUACAGCCGUGCCAAGCAUAGCCACACCUAUUGGGGUCAACGGAUUCAGUGCUCUUCCGCCUCAAAGCAAUGGCCAGCCUACAUCGGAGCCCAUCUACACCAAUGGCAUCCAUCCUUACCCAGCACAGAGUCCAACGGUGACCGACCCUCUCCAACAGGCUUAUGCUGGCGUCCAGCACUACGCAGCAGCCUACCCUGCCGCCUAUGCGCCAAUCAGCCAAGCGUUCCCCCAGCAACCGACCAUCAUUCCCCAGCAACAGAGGGAAGGUAAGAGCGAGCAAGCGCGCCCACCCAAGAUAAAAGGGCCGGAAGGUUGCAACCUGUUUAUUUAUCACCUGCCCCAGGAGUUUGGAGAUGCUGAGCUCAUGCAAAUGUUCCUUCCUUUCGGCAACGUCAUCUCUGCCAAAGUCUUUGUGGACCGAGCCACCAAUCAGAGCAAAUGCUUUGGCUUUGUGAGUUUCGAUAACCCAUCCAGUGCUCAGGCCGCUAUACAGGCUAUGAAUGGCUUCCAGAUAGGCAUGAAGAGGCUGAAGGUGCAGCUAAAGCGGCCAAAGGACGCCAACCGACCUUACUGACUCGUCUGCUGUCCAUAAACAGGAUGAAGGGCCACAACACCUUAUUUCCACAAGUGCAGUAAAAGUACAAAGACUCCUCGUUCUGCUACAUAUCAUGAAGAAAGGGUGGUCCCUUGAUCCUCCUGGAAAGCCGCUGAAAGAUUGGGUGACUGAAAGAAGGAUCCCAGAGUUGUUGUUUUUUAUUACCAUUUUAGUUUUUUCUUUCUUCGCAAAUGCCUCUUUUUUCCCUUUUUUGCUUUGGCAUCUGUGGAAGAAGAUUUUUUGCAGAGACCAACUUUUUGCUGCUGUUUUUUAGACAUGAUGAAAAGAAAAAAAACUUUAUAGACUCAUUAUGCUCAAAGCAUGCAUACUGACACAGGAUACAGAUAAACUCACUUAAAAAAAUAUUUAAAAAAAUAAACCAAACAUACAAGAAAUUAAACAAGCUGCACUUAAUGAAUGAAAAACUUAAAAAAAGACUCUGUACAUGUAUAAAUACGUGCAAAUGCCAACACAAGAACUGAAGCAAAUCCAUGCGUGUGCACGCACACAGACACACAUACACAGACGCACACAAAUAUACACAAACACACACACACCAGCCUGCUGCCAUUUUGGUUUUUGUGCCUACACAGGUGUUGUGCUCUGUGACAGGGCAAGCUCUGCAUCGAAGUGGAAAAACAAGAAGAAGACAAGGAGAGGAGUGGGGAAAUCCAGGAUAAUUUACAUGCAUCAUUCCUUAGGAAAUAGGGACCAAAGGACUAAAUGCUUUUUAAAAGAUUAUAAAUAUAUAAAUAUAUAAAUAUAUAUUUAAAAAACUCAUACCUUGUAGCUGCAAGUAUUUACUCAUAGUGGAAAAAAAGAAUCAUUAAAUCAAUAUCCAGUGGCUUACUGUAAGAACGAAUAAAAAGAAAAUGGAAAUAAUGUAUUAAAAAAAGACAUGGAGUCGUAGUAUAGGGGCUGAUCUUUUGCUCUGGACGCUGAUUUUAGCAGCAGGUUGUAGAAUAGUGAUGUAGACUAGAAAAAAGUACAUUUGCAAAUUUUUGCUGUUGUUAAAAAAAAUAAUUUAAUUUCCCAUUAAAAGUUGGUAAAAGACGGAGUAACAAAAACAUUUAUCCAUGCCUUUGGACGGCACAUGUUCUUUCUUUUUUUUUUUUCUUAGAUGUAAAGGUAACAGCCACUGGAUAUCCCACUCAUCAUGAUGUAUAAGGCACUGCACUCUCUGACAGCUAAAGAGACUGAUCUAGCAGACUAAAAAGGAAAACAAGAGACAAAGAAGACUGAACUCCGUGAUGUCUGUGCUGGACAGCGUGCAGAUAUUUAAGGCUUCUCACCGGCCUUUGUGUUCAAGCGACAAUCCACUGUAAAGACCAAGUCAAAUGGACAUGGGGUGUCUUUUUUCCUUCCCUCUUUCUGUUCAUGCCCCUUGACCUUUUGUAUUGCAUCAUGAAGUGUAUAUUUUGAAGCCACACAUGAUUGAAAUGAGAUGGAUAAAAAGCAGAUGGAUGACCAUGAAGAGAACGGAGAGAAAGCAUGAGAGGAGGAGUAGGGCAACAGCUACUGAAACUGCCAGCAGAAUGAACUGUGUUUAGCAAUGAACUAACCUUGUGGUUAAAAUUUUUUUUACUUUAAACAUAUUCCCUGACCAUUUUUUCCCUUUAUUAAACAUAGAACCUAUGAGAAAAAGCAACUGCUUAAAUAGAUUAAAUCCAUGAAAUGUAGGAACCACUCAUCAUCCUUGCUCAACUCAUCCAUAGCUUUUCAGAGUAAAGCACUCUAGUGUUGUCACUUUUUGAUUUAGUCCUGUUGCCUUUUUAACUGUUUUAGAGCUGUACAUGUGGACUCCUCUGUAAAGCCCAAUCAAUACAUUUGAAGUCGGCGAAGAGCGCUGGUUGUUUUCAGUCACUAUGAGCACUUCCUAAUUUGCUCUGCAGAACACCAGCUCGAAUCCUUAAACCAGCCCUUCUGAGCACCGACAGCUGGCAUUAAGAGGCAGGGCAAGGCAAGAAGGAGUCGAGCAGGAAGAGAGGAAAUCAGCGGCUUAUCACAUUUACAUCCUUCUUAAGUGAUGCUUCAUGGUUGUUGCAGCACAAUGUUGCUGACAAAAUUAGAAAUGGUAGUCAAGCCUUUGGCGGAAAAUAUUAUGGAUCUAUGAUGUAUGCUUCCGAAGAACCCCUAUUUAUUUCCAAACAGAUCAUAUUUCCUGCUUGGACUCUUCUUCUUGCGUUCUCUUCCCUCAAGAUUUUGACACAUCAACGUGGAGAGGUUAACCAACUGGAGAGGUGCCAGUUUAUUCCAUUUUUCUGAUGCUCCACCUGUCAUUUAAGUGGGCUGAAGGUCUUGAUCCAAGCUUUGUCAAUCACCUUGUCUUAUUGUGACUUUUUUUAAUGUUUGAACAUGACACGCUCUUUCAAAUUACAGCUGUUCAUCACCCCACUGAUUUUUUUUAUUUCAACCUACUGAGCCACUGCCUGUUCUCACUACACUUCAAUUAUCUCUUGCACUAUAUUAAACAUGCUUUUCACCAUUCCCUAAUCACACUGCAAUCAUAACCCUCUAUACAUUAGCAGCAAUGAAGUGAAAAAUCACAGGGAUAAUCACCUGGACCCAAUGAUGGCAGAGAUGGUUCCCAACAUGCACAUGGGUGACAGAAGGAAGAUUAGGGAGAAUUAUGUCUGUGCCUACUCCUUGGCAAGGCUGCUGACAGCUGACCUGGCAUCACUAACACAGCCACAUUUACCAGGAGAGUAAAUGAGGAAAUUGUGAAACAAAACAAUCCAUAUUGGCUUUAAAAUCGCAGAGCAGAUUGGCAGUGCCAAAAUCUAAAAUAGUAGUGCAAAGUAAAGCAAAGCAUUAGCUUUCCCUGCUCAACAACUGUUCCAAAAACAGUUGCUUAUAAAAUGGGUCAAAACCAACAAUUUUGUGGGAAAUGUCCAAUCCUGCUCUAGUAGCAGCUGAGAGUCCUGUGUAUCCGCAACAAAAUUGCUUCUCAGCGGUUGGCAAUAGAGGUCAACCAAUUUUACAAAACAACUAGCUCAGACUUGUUUCUUUUCCCUCAUUGUAUUUCUGCUAAGAGACCUCCAAAGCACACUUUUGCUCAACUGUAACAUAAUAUGCAGAAGCACAGUUCUUCAGAGAAGAAUGAUGUCCAACAAAUUGUUUAUUAUUAUUUUUAAUGAAAUUACUACAUAAAAUGUCUUCUUGUAUUUUUUCCCUAUGUAACCUUUGGUAUAAAUGCCAAAGAAUGCAUAAAGUGGGUUAGAAAAAGGCUGCAUCCUCAUAAAAGUUUGUAUUCAUUAUCUGUUUGAAGCAGAAGCCGUCAGUUGGCAGAGUAAUGUUCAAUGAGCAAUUGAAUGUUCCAUGCUUGUCUUGGCAAUCCCUAAAAUACUCUCAGUGACAUAAAUCUUGCAUGCAAGCUCCACUGAACUUUUCCGUCUUAAAUCAGAUGCUGUAGUGUUUCCUCUCCUAAUAGCAGGUUGAGUCCCCAGUGAGCCAAAAUCCAGCCCAGCUUAGCCUCCUGCUGUCUAGCUUGGCUGAUAGUGCAACGUUCAUGUAGCAUGUACCUGCUAUGCCAGAGCUAAAUUAGGAAAUGUGAAACCAGCACUUGAACACUUUUAACAAGGGUGCUCCGAUUACCUUUACACCCUGGGAAGGGUGCUGAAGUGUUGAGCAUUGAAAGCGGAGACAGUGGCGUAUGUGCACUAGAGCUACCAAAAUGAGACAGAAAGUUUGUUUCUAGAGUUUUUCAUUGCUUGUUGAAAUUUUAAGUCUUCUUCUCUUUCAGUCUCUGAACUCUGAAAAGUGGCAACUACUAAGUUACCAAAUUGUGAUUUUGCAUAUUCCCUGAAAGUUAAUAUAGGUAAAGGUUAGCUGGGACUUUAGAACUAAAUAAAAGUUUUCAUACAACUUGAACUUUAUCAAAAUUGCUAUGUUAUGGCCACAAGCUUCAAAGUAGUUUGUUAGCAUUUUUCACAUACAAUGCCUUGCAGUGCAUUCAUUAUGAAGUGGAUGUAAAAGCACACAUGAUUUUCAAUAUUGUUCUACAAACUUAAAAACUCUAAAGUGUGGAGUACAGAUGUAUUCAGCCCCCCUCUCCUCAAGUUAACACUUCAUAGAAUCACUGUCUGAUGCAGUCACACUCAGAGGGUCAUUUCUAACAGCUUAGGACAUCUGGCAGACUGUCUUGCUGGAAUGGGUCAUUCUAUCACAUUAAUAUGCUUUGACCAAUACCACUGCAUUACAGCUCUACCUGAAUGUUCAGGUUUGUUGUCCUUUGGGACGUUGAGUCUUUGCCUCAGUCUUUUCCAGCCCCUAACAUGUUUUAUUUUCUAUCCCCUGCCCUUAGAUCCAUCUGUCAUCAUAUGAACUCCAUCAAACUCCCCUGUUUAGUGAAGUAAAGAAUUCCCACAGCAUGAGCCAGCCAUCGUCAUGUUCUAUGAUGGAGUCCAUCGAUUUCUUUUCUGAUGAAUUCUUUCAGGCUUGUCAAUUUAGGAAGAUGCUUUAGGAGAUUUUCAUUUCUGACUUACUCUUUCCAUUUCGUAGAUGACUUAUCAAACAGUGCUUUGUGGAGUGUUGUUGUAUGACUCAACCCAGCAUCAGUCUUCUCCACAACUUUAUUCCUGAUCCGUUUGCUGCUGUUCCUUAGUCAUCUUUAUGGAGUUUUUUUUCUCCAACAAACCCCUGAGGUCUUAACAGAACAGUGUAAUUAAAUUACAAACAGCACACUAAAAUUUAGAGAGAUGAUAAAUUAUGUGGUUUUUGAAUGAAUGUGGUUGUAUCUUUAUAAUGGGGUUGAAUGUAUUUGCACAGCUCAUAUUUAAAUUCACACACACACAAAAUAAAUAAAUAAAUCAAAAAUAAUUCAGAUAAACUUUAGUGAAUUUGUAGAUGUUAGGUGAAAAAAUGUAGAAACAAUCAGGAGCGCCAUAGUAAUUUUGCAUGUCACUGUGGUGUGUCAUCAUCUAUGACAUGAAAUAUUGCUUUAGCUCUAAUUUGCUCUCUUAACAAGAACUGAAAAAAAGGUUUCCAAAUUGAUAUGUUUUAGCAAGGAAAUAAGAAAGAUGCAUGCAUAUUAUUACUUACAAGGCUUGUUGUUUAGCGUUGCUUAUAUUCUUGGAGGAAUAGAGUGGAAUAUGAAUAUCCAACCCACUGGGUGCAUAACACUGAAAUAGCGGCGAUUGUCAAGGAAAGGAAGCAAAAUGUAAUUGACUGAAAGCAGAGAGAUAAUUAAAGGAACCUGUUGGACAGGAUGGAAGAAAUUAAUGCCUCUCAUUUAAUGGCUGCAUUGGGAAAGAGCUGUUCCAUCGUCUCAUUUUGGCACCUAAAAGGAUUUUGCUCUGGAAAUGGAAUUUUGGACAGAAAAAGAUGGUGGGUGGGAAUAGUGGAAACAGGCACUGGGUGGUGUUGGUGCUGGUAGGGGGGAUUGCUGCGUGCUAAACUGAAACUCCACAAAAUCGCUCCCAGUGCUCAGGGCAUCAGGCACAAUGAUGUCAUGAUUAGUGGAGAGGUUCAGAGCCUUGCCUUACCCCUGAUCCUUAAAAGGUCAAGCAGACAAAUAGGGAGACAGUGUGAGGCAGCAGAGGGGACUGAUAUAUCAACAAAUUCUCGGUUUGGACCUAAAUGGUCAUAAUUUGAUUCCAAGAGUAACAAAAACACAUCUUAAUAUCCACCAGAAUGCACAGAAAUGUUGUGUGGCAACAUUUAACAACACCAAGAAAUAAAGGUCAAGACUUUUUUUCUGUAUUUCUUAAUGUAAAUAGCCUUUGAAAUACUAAUAAGGGCAAGGCUCUAUAGCAACUUGUGUUGAGAAGCUCAACUCUGUGGGACAAUGAUGUCACUAUAAAAUGUAUCCACAGCAGUGCAGGGAUUUAGGAGAGUUUAAGUCCUCUUAAGCCCCUUAGGUUUGGGCUGUGAGCAUGCAUCCUACAACCGUAAGCGUCGGACCAAGGCUUAGAAAUGAUUUGACUUAGUGUCAGACCUAAGCCAUGGCUCCAAAGUGAUCUGUUAAUUAAGAUUCCGUGUACACCGUCAUGUCAUGAUUUUUCUGACAGAAGAAAGAUUGCCAGUGCAGUAAUUGGAUUAGUCCAAUUGGGGCUGAUGAACAGAUAUGGCAGUGACAGUAGAGUUCAUCCAUCUGUAUGAACGCUCCAUGCUCGACAAUUUAGAGGCAAAAAGGAGAAGAAAACAUCAGCUACGUGUAGACUUUUAGAAAUGAAUCACAAGAAAACGUUAAGGCUUUUGCAGCAGUUACAGAGGCUUUUCCUCUCCAGGUACCAGUUUGUUUAGCAUGUACAUAAACCAUUUUGGAUUCAAGCAUUUAUUACACAAGGUUUGAAACUAUACAUAAAUGGUUAGGCUGACACUGGAGGAAGGGACAAACAACAAAGCAAUCCCAGCAGAACCCCUUAUUGCUUGAUCCAGUCUGCCACUGUUAUCCUAACCAGACAGCUGCAUUAUACCUGUACAUACAAUAUAGCUUAUUUUUAAAUUCUGUUUAUCUUUCUUUAUAGGUCGUACAUUAGAUCAUGUUAAAACGUAAAAAAAAUAAAAAAAUAAAAGAAUGGCUAAUAUAUUUCAGUGAAACUGAGAAAAGGAACAUAUUGAAUAAUUUAUCAAAAGCAGAAGAUAAAAUGUUUUUAUUUCUUGUAAAGUGAAACACUGUUGUUUAAAAAGUGGGAUUUUAUACUCAUAUCAGUAAAUGUUUCUUCAUUUUUUUUUCACUCUGUUGUUUUAUUAACCGCUGAAGCUGGGCAAACCCGUUGUCACAAGGUUUAAUCGGAUAUCCUUUGAUCGUUUUUCUUUAUUUUUUGGGCCAUACAAUCCCUGUGUGAAAUCCCCUGUGGAUGGACGAGUUCAAAGAGAUUUUUCUCUCAGAAAGCUAUUAAAUCAAUACAAGAAUUAGCAAACUGCACUGUAAAAGGAUGAUUGAUGGACCUGGUCCGUGGAUUCAGAAAAAAAGAGAGUUUAUUGCACAACUGAGUCCUAAUGGUUUAGGGUUGUUGGGAAAAAAUAAGAAAAAAAUGUUAUUUGAGACCUUGUGGUGUUUCAAAGAAAGAAAAUAUAACCUCAAACAAAACAAAGAGAAAAGGGGAAAAAAGGCAAAAAAUAUCAAAUUUUGCUAUCCUAUUGGUUUUGGGACCUAUGCUGUCAUAUAUUAAUGUCUUUUAACCACUGUUGGUGUCCUGUAACAUACCCUUUUUAUGUCUUUAUUAUUUUCAGGGUUAUUUGUCAUCAUUGACAUAUCUUUGAGUUUCAUAUUCUCUGCUCCUUCCUAAGGGAUGUUUCAACCACAGCUUCUUACUUAAUGUGACUCAAUCCACUAAAGACACUGUGCCAACAGUAGAUCAUGUGACACCGCUUUGCUCCAGUCAAGUCGGUUUGUAAAAGUGAGUUGGGAAUUCUGCCUUAAACCCAGCACUACCUGUGAAGAGUGGUCAGACACUUUAUUCUGAGGAUGCCAAAAGCUCUUUAAAGCAAACAUUUAGCCAGAUUCAGUUUUAGCCUCAAGCCCAUUGUGACACAAAUAUGGAUGUGGUUGUCCACCUCCAUUUCCAUUGGUUACAAGGACCAAAAUGUAAACAAACUCAGCUAUCUGAGCAGUUUGCUUCAAUCAAGCAUUCAUUGAGAACCUUUAAAGUGUUCCAUUAUUAUUUUUUGUAUUAUAAACCAUUACAUUCCCAGCUUCACUAUGUAAUUUCAGUUUUUAUCAAAUGUUCAAGAUUUAUUAUCAUUUUCUUAGGUAUUUUAAAACAAUCAUGUUUUUGUUGUUUUUUUUUUAUUUGAAAGAUUUUGAGCGAAUGUUUCUGCUUGUUUUGUUUCAAACAGAAAUGUAAUUUAAAUACCGCUGGCUGGGGCCCGUUUCCCUGGUUCGGGAUGAUAUCUCCCAUAGUGAUCCUGAACUCUGUAGUUCUCUAGUUAUUAUAUUCUGCUUAGACUAAAAUAAAGCACAGUCCUGUAGAAGACGAAAACUC